UAAUUCCCUUAAAAUUGUUCUUCUUCCACCAGAGAUUCAAACCCUCAGACCUGUGCGAGUGGUUCUGAGAGCGAGAGCGAAAACCAGAUCAUGAACGAUGGUGGGUCUCAGUGUGGUACUGGAAGCCCAGAAAGUUAGUGUUCUCAGCGACAAGAAGAAAACUCAAGUCAUUAACAAAGCCACCAUCAUGCUCGUCAACAACAAACCUUCUUCUUCGACAGUUUCGCCUCCGAGUUAUUCCCAUCAUCAGGCACUGCCUUUUCUUGAUCAGUGCUUUCUCUGCAGAAAGAGACUCUUGCCUGGAAAAGACAUCUACAUGUACAAGGGAGACAGGGGGUUUUGCAGCGUGGAGUGCAGGUGCAAGCAGAUAUUCAUGGACGAGGAAGAGAGUAUUCAAAGAGAGGUUUGUUCUCUGGCAGCCAUGAAAAGUCCCACAUCGUCUGCUUCACCGUCGUCUUCGUCGUCGUCGUCUUCGCCGGCUUCUUCUCGCGGUCAUCGGAAAGGACCCAGAAGCCGGGCCGGUGGGUAUGCCUGCUGAGACAGUGAAAGAAGAACCACCUUGUUAUUAUCAUCGAAGACACCGAAAAGUUUUUGUUUCUCUAGUUUAAUGAGUUUUGUCUGUAAUUUCACUUUUUUAACCCCGUGUCUUUUGUUUUCGUGAAAUCUUUGUCCUGGUGCUUCCUAGUAUGAAGCCAAAACGUCCUUUUUAAACUCUCUUUAAUUUGGCACCAACCUGCAGAGAGAAAGCUCCCAACCUGUUAACUCUGCAGCACAGAAGCUACACAGCACCACUUUGGCCAUGCCUCCCUCCUGCUAGGUAACCCAAAGGAGGAGUUAGUUAAUAUUGGAGAUGUUUCCUACUGCUUUCGAGUGAUAUACUUCUGAGAGGGGCAUUUAUGGUAUUUCACGACUACUGCAUGUUAAAAUUUUUGUUCCUAAUUCUAUAUAAUAUGGUAUAUAGACAUGUUACCCUGAGUUUGGUGUUA
Messenger RNA from Neltuma alba, 986 nucleotides. RefSeq names its product FCS-Like Zinc finger 15-like. Bases 98 to 538 code for a protein of 146 amino acids. The record is from RefSeq and is a predicted model, not a curated record. The transcript is spliced from 2 exons. Lineage: Eukaryota; Viridiplantae; Streptophyta; Magnoliopsida; Fabales; Fabaceae.